AUGAUGAAGCUUCCUCCUAGUUAUAGGGAUCCGAAGAUUUUCAACAACAAAUAUAUUAUCAAAUAAUAGAUCUCAUCAGGUUCAUUCGGUAUAGUGUAUUUGGCAUUUGACAAGCACACAAGAGAGGAAGUGGCUGUAAAAAUAGAAAAAGAAGAAAAUGAAGAUGUUAGUUCACUAGAUAGAGAAAUAUCUAUUCUUAAUCGUUUGAAUGGAGUACCUGGAACACCUAAACUUUAUUGGAGUGGAUUUGAGUAAGACUAUAAUGUGAUUGUAAUACAAAUUUUGGGCAAGGAUUUAAGUCAAUAUAUAAAGCCAUAUAAGAAGUUUAGUUUGAAGAGUGUAUUACAAAUUUCAUAUUAAUUGUUAACUACAUUGCAGUAAGUACAUGAAAGGGGUGUAAUCCAUAGAGAUUUUAAACCAGAAAACAUUUUGACAGGAUAUUAACAAGAGAAUGGCACUAUUUAUUUGGUGGAUUAUGGGGUGUCAAAAGUCUAUUUAGAUAAUCAUGGCAAGCACAUGUACUGAAUUUACCUAAGGCAAAGCCCACUUAAAGACAAGAAAUCCUUUAUAGGGACAACAAGAUAUGCAUCGAUAGCAGCACAUAGAGGUUACGAAUUAGGAAGAAAAGAUGAUGUAGAAUCAAUGUUUUAUGUUAUGAUAUAUCUCUUAAAAGGGUAGAGAGAACUUUCUUUAUAUUAGUAAAUUGCCAUGGUAAAAUUUACAAAAUAUUGGAGAUAGAGAUCGAACCGAUGUAGUAGGUGAAGUCAAGUAGAAGACAGAAAUAUCAGAAUUAUGUAAAGAUGUUCCAUCUGAAUUUGCUGAAAUUUUUAAGUAUUCUUAUACAUAUCAACUAGUUAUUUAAAAAAAUUAGAAUUCAAAUCUGAACCAGAUUAUAAAUACAUGUUAUCUCUUUUAUUAAAGGCAGCUUCUAAUAAUCAUAUAGUUUUAGAUAAGUUAUUUGAAUGGACAGAUCGUCAAACAAAAAUAAAAGAUCAAAUGAUUUGGGCUUUAUCGGAAGACAAAUAAAAAUUACCACAAAUGAAUAGUUCGUAAUAAAUUAUGGGUUCCAAUAAUCUUCUAAAACCUCCUGAAGCUAUGAGAGCUACAGGAGGUACUCCUAUAAGAAUGGAAUCUAAACAUCUUACAAGUACAUCAAUUUAAGGUUCUCUAUCUUCUAUGAUGAUUAAAUAUAUUCCAUCUUAAGUAGAAAACACUAGUUUAUGUAAUCAAGAUGAUAAACGUUCUAAAAGUAAGAAAAGUAAACGUAGUAGAAAGAGUGCUAAAUCAUCUAAACGUUAAUCAGUCAUAUUUCAUAGUGGAGUAUAAAUUAUUGAACCUAAAGAUUAACUUAGAGUAAUUAAAUAUUUAUAUUUAUAGAGACAUAAAACAAUUGAUUCAACUUGGGGAUUUUAAUAAUGCAUGAAUGAAUUUAGUGGAGAUGAAGAUUCAUAAAAGUUAUCCAAAAAGUAUAAUCAAUUAUAGGCUUACAGUAUUCAUCCCAAGAAAUUACCCAAAUAUACUUCUAAAUUAUGA
Molecule: messenger RNA, 1533 nt
Organism: Paramecium primaurelia
Lineage: Eukaryota; Ciliophora; Oligohymenophorea; Peniculida; Parameciidae
Source: the annotation of a GenBank genome assembly